ACAUUUCUGUUCCAAUGGAGGGACCUGGUGUCCUGGGCAAGAUGAUCUCGGGUUGAGGGUGCGUUGCAAGCCUAGAUUCGUGUUAGAAUGGGGAAUGCAGCAUCCGAAGAUGAGAAGGAGAUGGAGCAGAAGGAGGGAGCACUGGUGCACUUGUCUCCCGAGAACGUCCUUGCCGAAGACGUGCGGAAGCGGCUGACGCUUGUCCAGCAGAAUCAUGAUCUUCCUCAUUCUAGAAAACCAGAAGGUAUGCUGGAUUUGAAGGACAUUCCCCUUGUCAUGAGGGAAACUUGGAGAGGAAGUUCUAUGCCCAUCCUCGUGCCACCUGUUGACAUCAACUGCAUGGCCUGGGACAGCCCAGGAUUGCUGACGGAACGUUCCCAAGGGGAUGGCAUGGAACGCAUUGAGGCCAGCCUGGAGGAAUAUGGGUACCAAGCAGAGAAUUUCCCUUUACCUCUCAUGAAGAGCCCUGAAAAAUUACCCGACUCUGCCAUUCUGCUCCCACCGGCCAAGACAGCAGAACGCAACCGAGAGAACCUCCUCUCACGCAAAGAGCCCAAGUUUGUGCCAUAUGAGCCAUAUCGUGGAGCCGUAAAGCCUAUCAUACCUCAGCCGAGACCCCAUAGGCGGCGACACCGGAAGCUCUCUGGCUCCAGUGUUGUGAGUUUACCUAUUGGACAUGAAAAGUCUGAGUCACCCGUGGAAUGGGAGGAAGAGCGCCGGGAACUCGAGCGGGAGAUGGAGGAGCUGCGGAAGGAGAAACAGGAGUUGGCCCAUCAAGUGGCCAUGGAGUCUCAGGUGAACACAGAGCUGAAGAAGCUCCUUGUGGCAUGCAUGGGGGAGGACUUUGAAUCCAAGCUGGUGGGCCUGACCCGAGACAAAGCCCAGCUGGGUGACCGGGUCCAGAAGUUCACCAACACACUCAGCAUGGAGCUGGAAGAGAAGGAUCGCCUCUUUGGGCAGUGCGAGGUGUGGAAGAGCAAGUUCCUCGCCAGCAGUCUGCUUGUGGACGAGCUCUUGCGAUGCAAGGCAGCAAUGGGGAAGAGGCUCACUGAUGCCCAUGCUGCCCUCAGGGGGCUUCUGGAUGAGCACAAGGAGAUCCAUGGGAACCUCAUUCGUUUGAGCAGGAGUUUGGAAUCUUCAGGCAGUGCUCAGGGAUCUGUGGAUGUUCGGAAGCUCAAUGCUGUGGAGCUUUCUUCUGUACUUCAAGGUGUUGGUGUGGAGAAUGGCAUUGGACCAUCCCCAGAGCAGUGUUCCCUGUCACCUGCUGAAGGCAUUGCUAUACGGGUGCUGUCUCAGGCUCUACCGGAACCCGAACUGCUGACGGCAGAGGUCCUCAGCCGUCAGGUGCAGGGUUCGGCUCAACCGUACCUCCGCCUCGGCAUCGCUCCCAACAACGACGUGCGAUACGAAAAGCUCACCGUCAACUGCUGCGACAAGUGUGAUGGCGAGAUCCACAUCAUGUGAUCCUCAUCAAAUGCAUAAUUGCUCUUCUUGAAAAGUGUGGUGGAUUCCUGAAUGAGUAGCCUUACAGAAGUGAGUCCAGUGGCAUCGUGUGUUCAUUGUGUUCAUAUUCCACAAUUUUUUUAUUGCAUCCAUGUUGAAAACCCUGCAGAAGUUCAGCAUUGAAGUCUGCAAGAGUUACUUUAUGUUUUGCCCACAAAACUUAUGUAUCUUCUGUUGAAGGUGAUAGGAAAUCUCUAUAUCUAUUUGGCAUUAUGUUUUUUUUCCCCCUCAGCUAGAUGAACCAUUGAACAUGAUCAUGUCACAAAUUUUUAAUGCAUGCCAGACUUUGCAAAUGAUUGCCUUUGUGUCGUCUUCCACUCGAACAUUGCACAUCAGUUAAUCCUACUGCCAUGUUUGAGGUUAGGCAAAGGGGAAGGCCAUCUUUCAGCCUUAGGUUCAUGUAGUACUCUGUAUUGUCGACUGACGGAGUCAGUAUUGCUGUCAAUCGGGUAUCAUGGGCCCUUUUUUUUUCAGGAUAUGUUGUUGAUCUAGCAAUACUUCAUAUUUAUCAGCAGGUGGUAAAUAUUUGAAGACAUUUUUUUAGACUGCCUGGAUAGAUAAAGCUCCAUCAUGAUUGCUCACAAGAGUCAGUGUCCUCCUCAUGCUGAGAGCAGCAACAGAAUAUGCACAAUAGGCCUUAGCAGGUAUGCACAAGGCAAGGUUCUUCAUCUUAUCUGAUGUCUGACCAUUCUUUGGUGUCUGGAAGAAGGGACUUUGAAAAUAUGAGAGUCAAAAUGUGCCAUUUCAAAAUUCUUUAAUUUGGAAAUAGUGUGAUAUAUAUGUUGCACUCGUCUUUUUCUUGCAUUGUGCAAUGUGGUUCAUCAUUGGCAUGAUUAUGAAUUAGAGAAGUUGGGUUCUUACAUCCCCAACACAUGAGGUGCUUGAUAUUAAGAGGAAGGAAUUUUUUUUACUGAACAGGUGGCUGCAGUCAUAUGAAUGGAGAGAGGUUGGAAAUAUUUGGUUAAUAGAUGCAUAAGAGUUUGAAUGAGGAUAUGAGGGGGAAUGCUUAGAAAUGGCAUACUCAGGAAUAGAGGAGGAUGGUUUAGAUGGGGGGCUAUGAAGAGAGUUCUAUGGAAAUAAUUGCUUGCCAGGUGAUUCAUUUGUGUGAUGGGAAGGGAAGGUGGUUCCCUCUUGUGAAACGGGUUUGUAGUUACUUGGAAAAAGGAAAGUAGGGUAGUCUACUCUAAAGGGUCUUUUGUCAUGCUCAGGUCCUUGGUUCUGGAAAUUCAAGCUUGAACCAGUCUGUUGAAUUCGCAUCAGUAUUAUCUCCACGUGGCAUUUAUGAGUCUGCUUGAUAUUUCUGGUUCUUAAGCAACAAAAGCAACAUCCAUCUUUUCCGAAAAAAUUUGGCUUUUGCUGUGUCAAAGCUGUCGGUGCUUGUCUCAUUUCCCGGUUCUCCGACACCAAAGAAUUCUCACAUCGGCAUAUCUUUCUUCAUGAUUCUCUAUCUUGAAAUUCAAAGCAGCUUCAUCAUGGACAAUUAAAGUCAAGCUUAAUUUACUGAAACCCCAUCUGUGCCAGAUCUCCCUUGGCACCUGCCUUCAUCUGAAAAAAAUGCAUCUGCCUUUAAUUUUCUAUUUUUCUCCAUUUUCGUGUCAUCUUCUGUCGCAUGGAGUAUGCUUGAGUCAUCUGUGUUACAGAAUUCCGGUAUGGUGCACACUCUGCACAUUCCACUUGAUGAAUCUUGUUUUUUUAUUUGUGAUCCAAUCACUGUGAAUCGUGUGAGGUUUACUUAUGGAUGGUGCUUCUUGGUCAAAUCUCAACACUCAAAUAUGAAAGCCAACUGUUUUAAAACUUAAAAUUUUAAAUUGUGAUCCUUGUGAUGGUGUGGGUUGCACUUCCCAUUUCUUUUAUUUUUUUUUCCCAUCUGUGCACUCAGUGCUCAUCUGUGUUGAUGUUGGAGUGAUUGAAUUCUCCCUGUCGUUUGUUCCAUUAUUAUGAAAUGUAUGGAAAUAUAUAUUUGAUAGGUGCAGC
Messenger RNA from Darwinula stevensoni, 3477 nucleotides. Lineage: Eukaryota; Metazoa; Arthropoda; Ostracoda; Podocopida; Darwinulidae. The record is from the annotation of a GenBank genome assembly.